AUGGUCAUGCCCUGUGUGCUGCAGAAGCGGGUUGUCACUGGGCUGCUGCCCUCAGCACGCAGUAAUGUCUAUGAUAUCUCCACAGGGGAGAGGAAGAAGAACCAGCUGGAAAAGGAUGCCAAUACCACCAUCAGGCAGAAGACAACGCAGAGGAACUGCUCAUCCCCAGCUAACUGUUCCGGGCCCCGAAAAUGCAAGGUUUGUCUGCUGCCACACAGGCGAGGGGAGCCUCUGAGGCUGAAGUCACCCCAUGAGCUGGGGUUUCGAGUGACUGCUGAGGACCUGGACUGGGAAAAGAGAGCUGCUUUCCAGUGCAUCCAAGAUGCUCUUCGAGGGGACACAGAGGCCACCUGCAGCUGUGGCCCAACUUGGCCAUCCAGUGCCUUGGUCCUGUCUGCUGCAGUGGCUACUCCCCUGCCAGCCUCUGACACCCAGGUCACCUCCAUGGACUGCUCCCCUUCUUCCCAGCCUCUCCUCUUGUGGUCUCACCCUGGCUGCAGUGGGAGCAACUUUGCAUCUACCCAGGCCCUCUCGAUGCUGUCCAGGGGCAGCAUGGCCUCACUCACAGUCCCCCCAGGGCUGCCUGUGCUGCCCGGGGAUAGUGGAAACCCGGGAUCCACUGCACAGGCCCCAUUCGGGGCUGUUGGCAAGAAGGCGGAAGGGGAGGACGUGGGCUGGUGGCGGAGCUGGCUGCAACAGACCUACUGGGCAGUCAAGGAGAAGUCCUCCAAAGCCUUGCAGUUCAUGAAGCGAGACCUGACAGAGUUCACCCAGGUGGUGCAGCAUGACACAGCCUGCACCAUUGCGGCCACAGUUAGCGUGGUCAAGGAGAAGCUAGCUACUGAAGGCUCCUCAGGGGCAACAGCAAGAAGGAAGAAGAGUUUGUCUGACUUCCUAGGGGUGAUCUCCAACACCUUUGCUCCCUCACUGGACAAAACUAUAGACUGCAAUUUCAUCACCCUGAUGGGCACGCCGUCUGGCACAGCUGAGCCCUAUGAUGGCACGGAGGCGCACCUCUAUAGCCUGCAGUCAGAUCCAGCAGCCUACUGCAAUGAACCAGAUGGGCCCCCGAAUUGUUUUGAUGCCUGGCUUUCCCAGUUCUGCCUGAAGGAGAAGGGGGAGAUGUCAGAGCUCCUUGUCCCAGCAGCUGUUUCCCAUUCAGAAUUCUGGCAUUGGUAUUUCUAUAAAGUCCGUCAACUAGAGCAGGAGCAGGCCCGGAGGGAUGCCCUGAAGCAAAGGGCAGAACAGAGCAUGUCUGAAGAGCCUGGCUGGGAGGAGGGAGAGGAGCUUGUGAGCAUUUCAGCCACAUCUCCAAAAGAGGCAAAGAUUCCUGUGGCCAAAACUUCCACAUCCCCUGAAGGAGAACCUGGCCCCCUGAGUCCCUGUGAGAAUCCUGUGACUCCAGCCGAGCCUCCUACAGAGGUAACCCCGUCAGAGAGCAGCGAGAGUGUCUCCCUGGUAACACAGUUCGACAAACCUGCCACUGCAGCCGAGGCACCAGGGUUGCCCAAGAACCUGUCCCAAAAGCUUCUGGAGACAUCUUUGGAGGACCAGGGUCAGACGGUGGAUGUGGGUGAGACUGGGCCCCCACCCCCCGCUCCGUUGAAGCCCCACAUCCCUGCUAGAUGCCUCAGGGGCCCAGAGCCCAGGCCUCCAGGCAGAGUAGAGACUCUGAGGGAGGAGGAGCUCACAGACUUAUGGGUUUUUGAGCUGAACUCCAUCAGUGGGACGUCUACACCCUCUAACAAUGGAAAGAAAGGCUGAAGCACAGACAUCAGCGAGGACUGGGAAAAGGACUUUGACUUGGACAUAGCCAACGAAGAAGUGCAGAUGGCACUCUCCAAAGUGGAUGCCUCUGGGGAGGUGGAAGAUGUAGAGUGGGAGGACUGGGAAUGAGGGGAGCUGAGCGUGAAGCUCCCCCACCCACAGAACCUCCCAGUCCCUUUCUCAUCUUAUUCCAGCCCUGGAAGACACUGACUGAGAAUGUCUCCCCAGUGGCCUCUGUCAACCAGAACUCUGGGCACAGAUUCUGGGUGGCUCCUUGCUGGUCCUUUGGGCCUCUGCUCACAUCUGGGAAGGGGCUCACUAAAUCCAAACCAGGAACUCUGACUUGUGCCAACCAUAGGAUG
Lutra lutra (Eurasian river otter) is the source of this 2129-nucleotide messenger RNA. RefSeq names its product BSD domain-containing protein 1-like. NCBI's taxonomy places the organism in Eukaryota, Metazoa, Chordata, Mammalia, Carnivora, Mustelidae. The record is from RefSeq and is a predicted model, not a curated record. Gene Ontology annotation, cellular component: cytoplasm.